This is a messenger RNA of Phytophthora nicotianae INRA-310, 267 nucleotides long. RefSeq lists its product as hypothetical. Bases 1 to 267 code for a protein of 88 amino acids. The record is from RefSeq and is a predicted model, not a curated record. The transcript has 2 exons. NCBI's taxonomy places the organism in Eukaryota, Oomycota, Peronosporomycetes, Peronosporales, Peronosporaceae.
AUGGACAUUGUGUAUACGUACCCAACGUGGUCGAGGCUACGACGUCACUACAAAGAGGAGCUUGCAUUCAAGAACAAAUGCCUCGUGUUGCCAGUCUUCUUCGAGAACAGGGAGUACCGGGUACCGCUAGUUGUAUCAGACCAUACAACAUUUCUCCAGCUUCAGCAGAUCGAAACGCUGCAAAUAGCGAUGCACGACGCGAUGGAAGAUGGCCCGCUGCUUGCAGACGCAGAGUACCGUACUCAGUACGGGCUUGGGCGUAUCUAG